Molecule: messenger RNA, 1470 nt
Organism: Candida dubliniensis CD36
Lineage: Eukaryota; Fungi; Ascomycota; Pichiomycetes; Serinales; Debaryomycetaceae
Product: cleavage polyadenylation factor subunit
Exons: 1
Coding region: 1-1470 (489 amino acids)
Biological process (GO): tRNA splicing, via endonucleolytic cleavage and ligation
Cellular component (GO): nucleus; mRNA cleavage factor complex
Molecular function (GO): polynucleotide 5'-hydroxyl-kinase activity
Source: RefSeq, a predicted model, not a curated record
AUGUCCAUACCAGGGUUCGGGAGUACCGAAAAAGUGAAUUAUGCUGUAUCGAGUAUUACAUUGACGAUUCCUCAGAACUAUGAGUGGAGAAUAGAGGUUCCAUUUAAUAGACUUCUCAAGUUUAAGGUUUUAACUGGAAUAGUGGAAAUUAAUGGGACCGAAUUAGCAAACAAUAUAGAAAUUCAGUUAUCAGGGACUAAGGCUUACUUGUAUUCUCCAAUUGCCGACUCAGUAAUUGAGUACGUUUUGGUGGAAAAUAAAGACGAUCUAUCGUUGGCUUCUACUUCUGAUGAUGGCUUUGUCGAAUACUUGAGUGACGAGUCCAAUAUGGAUUCCAUAUUGAACCUACAUAUGUAUUUUGAAAGCAAGAGACAGUACACAAAGGAUUACAAUUUUUCAAGUUCUAUUGACCAGCAACAAAGCGGUCCAAAAGUGCUAAUUAUAGGCUCAAAAUAUUCAGGUAAGACAACUAUGCUGAAAAUAUUAGCAGCAUAUGCCAACAAGAUGAACAAUACACCUGUAUUGGUGAACUUGCAACCUCGUGAUGGUGUAUUUGCUUUGCCUGGGUCGUUGACAGCAACACCCAUAAGUGACUCUUUUGAUGUAGAAAGUUGCAAUGGGUAUGGCUUAACCACAACCAGCGGGACAUUAACACACAAUCCCAAACAACCGAUUGUUAAAAAUUUUGGAAUGGCAGAUUUCAAUGACAAUGUGGAUUUUUAUAAAUUGCUAAUUGAGAAGUUAGGCAUAACGGUUUUGUCUCGCUUCGAUCAAGACUUGAACAUUAAAAACAGUGGAGCGAUUAUUGAUACACCAGCUUUGACUCUGAAAAAUUUUGAUAUCAUUGAGUGCAUCGUAUCUAAUUUUUUGAUUGAUAAUAUUGUUGUUAUUGGAAAUGAGCGAUUAGCCAUUGAUUUGACCAAGAAGUUUGCUCAUAAAUCGACCCAAUUAAAUAUUAUUAAAUUGAGUAAACUGUCAGGAUGUGUUGAAGUUGAAGAUAGAUUUAUUCGUCUACAACAAGAACAAACUAUAAAAGAAUAUUUCAAUGGAAAUUUCAAAACAAGAUUGUCGCCCUUCAAAACUGAUAUUGAAUUGCUGGGGUUGAGAAUUUAUAAAAAUGUAUUGACAAAGGAUUUGCUUUCUCAAAUGGCAUUUUUGCCUGGGGGAGAUGACUUUGAGAAAGAUGAACCGGAUCUUGAAGAAGACGCAGAAGAGAAGCAGUUGGAAAAAUAUUAUCAAGCAAUUGAAGAACCCAACAGCUCAAAUUUAGAGAAUUCGAUUGUUGCCAUAACACAUCUCCCAAAUAAUGAUAAAAAACUAGGGAAAGAUUUAUUGAACACAAGCGUUUUAGGGUAUAUACAUGUGAGUAAAUUUGAUGAUCAGAAGAAGCAUUUGAAAGUAUUGUUACCAUUUCCCGGGGUGUUUCCUAAGAAUAUAUUGAUCUCUACUAAUAUAGGAUACAAUGAAUAA